Myiozetetes cayanensis is the source of this 8219-nucleotide messenger RNA. RefSeq names its product OTU deubiquitinase 4 (gene OTUD4). Bases 3339 to 6815 code for a protein of 1158 amino acids. Gene Ontology annotation, molecular function: K63-linked deubiquitinase activity; cysteine-type deubiquitinase activity. Lineage: Eukaryota; Metazoa; Chordata; Aves; Passeriformes; Tyrannidae. The record is from RefSeq and is a predicted model, not a curated record. Gene Ontology annotation, biological process: regulation of protein K48-linked deubiquitination; negative regulation of toll-like receptor signaling pathway; protein deubiquitination. The transcript has 21 exons.
AGGUACCCCUAUCCCCGGCCUGCCCCGCCGGGCUGUCUCUGCCGGACCUGCGGGAUGGGAGGGAGGCGCGUGGCGAAGCGGGAAAGGGCGCGCGCCGGGCUGGGGAAAGCCGGGCUCCUCUCCCUCCUCUGCCGAAGGCUGCUGGCCCAGGUGUUGGCACUAAGGCAGGCCGUGAACUGGGUCACAAACCCGACCUUAAUUUAAAGAUAAAAUCAGAUUUUUUUUUUUUAAUCAUCACAAUUUUUUAGGUUGAGUCAGCUUCCUGGGCUGAUUCAGUGUAUGGGCAGCGAGGGGAGAAACUCGUGGCUGGAGCUGCUGCACGUGGUGGAAGUGGUGGCUGAAAGCGUUAAUAAAGCUGCUUGCUAAUUAGAAGAUCUGUGAAAGCUCUAAUUAGAACAUCUGUAAUAACUCGUGAGUUAUAAUUUGGUCAUUCUUAUCUUGAUGGAGCAUUUAUUUUAAUGCUGAGGUGUUUCAGGUGCCUUUGGGUGGAUGCAUUUCUCCUUGAGCCUUAGAAACUGUAUUGUGUGCGGGGUAGAUUUCUUAGGUAAGAAGUAAACCUUUUUGGAAAUGGAUUCAUUCUUGUACAGCAGCACUUGGAAAAAAAGCUCUGUGGGUCACUAUUGCUCAAUCAGCUUCAGGAUUUUACUGCAAAAAGAGCAGGCUUUUAGGACACUGAUAAUUAGAUGACUUUAAUACUGUAAUUUUCUGUGCACUUAUCAGAACCACAUUUACAUCCUGUUACAUACUGGAUGUGCUUGUGUAUAUAGCUGUUCUUGAGUCUAACAGACAUGAUAAAAGGCAUUUGCCCUCCCCCUCCCAGCCUUUAGAAUCACAAUGAUGAAAGGCUGAAAUAUGUGGGAAGACAGAUUUUUGAACGUUAGCGGAUAGUUCUGUCCCUAACGCUGACAAAUAGGGUGAGGAAAGAUAGAAUAUUCCUAAGAAACUCUGUAAUGACACUAGUUUGACAGGUCUCAAAAGCAUCUUGCCAAAUUACUUUUCUCUACAGAAGAAGCAUGUCUCAUAUGCAGGACUCCACUGAGUUCCUUAAGUGAAUAUGGUAGCUGAGUCAGUAGCAGCAACUGUUUAUAGUUCAGUCUUGUUAGAUGACCUUUCCCAUCUUCUGGUGAGAAGUUCGAGCUUCCCCUCCAGCCUCUUGCUGGUAUUUUUAUCUCGCUUUCCUUGUCUCAAACAUCCCUAUGCUGCCUAACUAGCUUUCUGUGUCUUCUCUCAGAUGCUCUCAGGGCUUUACUUUCACUUCUUUCAGUUUCUUUUCCUCUUGUCUACAGAGGUCCUGGAAUUUGCAUUAAUUUUCAAUUCCUUUCUGGCGAACUUGAGCUUCUGUUAGAAAGAGGGUUUGAUGCUGCUUGUACGGAGCUGGUAGAUUGCUAGACUCAGCCCAGCUUGUAACUUCUGUAUAGAAUUGUAACUGAUUGAAUAAGCAGAUCUUGGCUCAAAUCACUGCCCUCCCUGGUCUUGUUACUGUCAGCUGAAAGUAAAAAUCGUGAGUUUUGUUCUUCCUCUCUUUGCCACACUUUGCUGCACCUAACUUCGCUCAUUUAAGCUAAGAAGUCAUAAUUAGCAUCUUAUUUAUUGUUAGUGCUACUGAGAGCUUUGUAGCUCUUCCUCCCAGGUAUGUUGCAAAACCACAGUAAAAAAAAAAAACCUUACAAGUUUGGAGAGCAUCCUUUCCUGUCACAUUUUCUGCAUCAAAACCCUCUAAAGCCUGUUUACAAUGCCAAGCAAAAUUUAAUCAUGUAAUUGCCAUAAAAGUGUUUGUGGCUUCUUACAACUAAGAGUGGUAUACAGGAAAAGUAGUACAUUAGAAGUAUUAAAUGACUGUGGCUUCUUUAAAUCCAUUUUUAAUGAAGCCUUCUUUUACCAUCUCUGUUUUAUUUCCAUCUUCUUUCCUGCAAGUGGAUGGAGUUAAAAAAUAUUCUUACAAUGCUAUCUGUUGAGGGGGGGGGAAACAACUCCAAGCCAAACGAAAUCCAGCUAAACCCACAAAACUCACAUACUGUGGAUUAUGUUUCAGACAUGGAAUCAUAGGAUGUUAAGUGGUUGGAAUGGACCUUAAAGAUGAUCUAGUCUCAACAUCCCUGCCAUGGGCAGGGACACCUCCUGCUAGACCAGGUUGCUCAAGGCCUUAUCUAACCUGGCCUUGAGCACUGCCAGGAUUGGGGCAUUCACAAAUUCUUUGGGCAACCUGUUCCAGUGUCUCACCAUCCUCACCGUAAAGAAUUUCUUCCUCAUAUCUAACCUAAGUUUCCCCUCUUUGAGUUUGAACCCAUUCCCCUUGUCCUAUCACUACAGUUCCCGAUGAAGAGUCCCUCUCUCUGGCUUCCCUGUAGGCCCCCUUCAGAUACUGGAAGUUUGUUACAAGGUCUCCACUCAACCUUCCCUUCUCUAGCCUGAACAGCCCCACCUUUCUCACCCUGUUUUCAGAAGGGAGGUGUCCCAGUCCUUUUAUCAACUUCGUGACCCCCUCUAGACUUGCUCCAACAGUUCCAGCUCCUUCUUAUGUUGGGGGCCCCAGAACUCUGGAUGCAGCACUCCAGGUGGGGUCUCGCCAGAGUGGAAUAGAUGGAGAGAAUUAACCUCCCUCUCCCUGCUACCCAGAGUGCUUUGGAUGCAGCCCAGGAUUCUUUUGGCUUUCUGAGCUGCGCGUGCACAUUGCCAGCUCAGUGCUGGGUGUUUCAACCAUCAGCCCGAUGUUGGUUAUAAAACUGGAAAGCUAUGGGAUGGGCCUGGCAGGGAGCAGGGCUGACAGCUCGGCCCCAGAGCUGUGUCCCGCUCGCGCCGCUCCCUCCUGCUCCGGGACUGCCGCUCCCUCCUGCUCCGGGACUGCCGCUCCCAGAAGCGCCCGGGCCGAAAGUGAAAACAAGCGCCAGGUUACGCUCCUGUUUGUGCCCUCCCCUCUCCUCCCUCCCGGCGGGCCGCACGUGUCCUUCCUUUCCCUUUUGUUUUCCGCCCGCAGGCCCGCUGCGUGCUUGGAGCUUGGGACGCGCCCGCCUCCGGAACCGGGACCCUUCGGAGGUGCUCCCGGGAGCCGCCACCCGCUUCUCCGGAACCGCCGGUAAGCCGCGAGAGUGACGGAGCCGGGAGUCCCCAGGCUGCGCGGCGAAAGUUUGCUGCUUCUCCCCGCGGUUCCCACAUGCGAGUGGACGGCGUGAGACAGGCUGCUGCUGCUCUUCGUGCUGCUCCCGCCGCUCCCUCGGGUGCCGGGGGACCAGCGCUGCCCCCACGCCCGCCGCCACACCUGCGUCCGGCCCUGGAGCUGCCCCGCGGGUCCGCCUGGCCAUGUGGGACUAGGAGAAGUGCGGCCAUUCUCCGGGGCGAACAUGGAUGCGGGCGAGGAGCAGAGCCAUCCCGGCAGCGGCAGGGGGGACGCCCCCGGGCACGCCUCCAUGGACCGCUACCUGCGAUCUCAGGGCUUGUAUAGGAAGAAGGUGGCCAAGGAUGGAUCCUGCCUUUUCAGGGCUGUGGCCGAACAGGUGUUACACUCUCAGUCUCGGCAUAUUGAUGUUAGGAUGGCUUGUGUAGACUAUCUUCGGAAAAAUAGGGAGAAAUUUGAAGCAUUCAUAGAGGGGCCAUUUGAAGAGUAUUUAAAAAAUUUGGAAAAUCCACAGGAAUGGGUUGGACAAGUAGAAAUAAGUGCCCUUUCUCUUAUGUACAAAAAAGAUUUCAUAAUAUACCAGGAACCAAAUGCUUCUCCUUCACGUGUAACUGAAAAUGGCUUUUCUGAUAAGGUAUUGCUGUGCUUCUCAAAUGGAAACCACUAUGAUAUUGUUUAUCCCAUAGAGUAUUCAGAAAAAGCUGCACUGUGCCAGUCUCUGCUGUAUGAGUUGCUUUAUGAGAAAGUAUUUGAUGUGGAUAUAAAGAAAAGCAUGGCAGAACUUAGUGCUGUUGGAGGGACCGGGGAAAGUAAUGGUAGCAGUGAAGUAUCUGCUUCGGAUUCAGAAGAUGACACCUACAGAAGUAAAGCUACAACAGUUACUGAUAUGAAUGGAAUGAAAUCUCUUUCUGGCACCAAGCACCUUGAGAGCAAUGGGAAUCCUGCCUUGUUGGCCAUACCUAAAAAGGUUCUUAAAUCACUCGAUCCAUUGGUUUAUAGAAACAUUGAAUAUGAUGUUUGGCUCCAAUCCAAAUUGGAUCAGCAGAAACAGGAUUUCUCUAUUGCUGCUGGCAUGCAAUACUCUGUGGGAGAUAAAUGUAAAGUGCGCUUAGAGCAUAAUGGGAAAUUUUAUAAUGCCCACAUUCAAGAAGUUCAUUCAGAGAGUGGGCCAGUUGUUGUAUUUGUAGAAGAGCUUGGAGCAAAGCAUGCUGUCUCACUGAAGAGCCUUAAACCUCUUCCACAGACCUCUCCUAUGGAGGGCUGGAACACUGUGCCAGGGAAGAAGAUAAAGAAGUUUUUCCCAACAUGGGGGCAGAACGCUCAGCCUGAUGCAGAGUGCAGAGGGCCAAAGAAUCAGAGCAAGUCAAUAAAACCCCAGUCAGCACUACCUCCUCGACUUCAGCAUACUGUCGGAACCAGGCAGCAUCAGUUCUUGUGUUCUGGACCCCAACCUCAUCAGACCUCAACUGAGCCAAAAGCUCCAGGCAGGAAUCCUUCCCAGUCUAUAAGGAAGGCAGAGCGGGAGAGAGGUGAGGAUGUGAACCAUGGCAGCAGAGAUUGUAACUACUUUGGCCUGUCUCCAGAGGAGCGCAGGGAGAAGCAGGCUAUAGAGGAAUCUCGUUCCCUUUUUGAGAUCCAGCAGCGGGAUGAACAAGCUUUUCCUGCUCUUUGCAAUAAUCAGUCUGUCUGUCAGGCUGCUACACAGACUAUGGAUAAUUUAAACCAGAAAAAGUUCUCAAAUAAUGAAAGAAGAAACAGCAAGUGGACAGCAGAGGUGGAAGAGCAGAAGGAAAAAGAGUCAAAUUCCAGGCAGAUCCACUUAAGUCAGAAGCUUGAGCCAAAUUCAUCUGAGAAGAAUAGUCAAGAUGAGAGCUAUCCAAAAGCUUCGUCUCCUUUGGAACAAGUUAAAACAGAUUCUUCGAUGCUUGCCGAGCAAGUAAGAAAUGUUUGUUUGAUUUCAAAGUUUUCCAGUCAGGAGACUUCAGACAAAGGGGAGCUUCAUCACAGCCACAACCUGGCGGAAUGCUUACCGAGCGUAACUCCAACACCCUCCCCAGUCUUCUCUGAGGUGCAUUUACCUCCAGCAGUGCCUUCUGUACCAACCAUCGUGCCAGCUUGGCCAAGUGAGCCAACAACCUAUGGACCAGCAGGUAUUCCAUCCCAAAUACCUGCUUCUUCAUUGAUGCCAGGACCAGCAGCGGGACCUGAAUCUGUUGUAUCACAGGCUCAGGUAACAUCUGCUUCAGUUGCUGGAGUUCCUGUGUGGCUACAAGCAGUUAACCAGCCUUUAAUGCCUUUGCCUCAGACUCUGAAUCCUUACCAGGAUCCGCUAUAUCCCGGAUUCCCUUUAAGUGAAAAGGGAGAAAGAGCCGUUGCACCCUCUUACUCCCUGUGCAAUACCGGGGAAGACUUACCUAAAGAUAAGAAUAUUCUUAGAUUUUUCUUCAAUCUUGGCGUGAAGGCAUACAGUUGUCCCAUGUGGGCACCCCAUUCUUACUUGUACCCCCUACACCAGGCCUAUUUAGCUGCUUGUAGAAUGUACCCGAACGUGUCCCUCCCUGUGUAUCCGCACAGCCCCUGGUUCCAGGAGGCUCCCCCAGCUCAGAACGAAGGCGAAGCUGUGCGACCCAACAGGCACUUUGGUGUUCAGAGCGAGGCCAGAUCCAAUGGCCAAAUUCCACAGGUUGACAGCAGAUCUCCGUUGCUGCCUCUGAUUAUACCCACAGCUCAGGUGUCAGAAAGCCAAGGGCAGGUCUGUGUAGAAGCGGAGAAUUCAGCGCAAGCUCUUCAUGCAAACUACGAGGAGUCACUGAGAGGGAAAAAUAUGUUCCCGCAGCCACCCUUUGGACACAACCACUUUCUAGGAGCUGUUCCAAUAGCGCCUCCUUUCUUUCCUCACUUUUGGUAUGGGUACCCAGUUCAGGGUUUCAUUGAGAAUUCAGUAGGGAGACCCAAUGUUGUCAUGUCACCUGAGGACAAAGAGGCAGCAGCUGGCACCUCUGCCAGCAUGUACAUGGGCAAAGAAAGUAGCGCUCUGGUGCCUGGGGCGAACUGUGUGGAGCAGCUCCAGAAGAACAACAGCAGUGGCAGCUCCAACACCAUCCCUUUCCCUGUGGCUGGUGCGGGCAGCCAGUGCGGUGCCCCAAAAGACACUUCAGCCAGGGCACCUCAGCUGGAGCAGACUUGUCCUGUGGCUUCACCCAAGCAGAAACCAGCUGGGCAGCAGCACCACACUCCACAGGCACAGGGCACGGAGAGGCCGCCAGCAGCGCCCAGCUCUCAGUCACUGCUGGCAGAGCCUCCAAGAAACGAACUGAAAACCAGCAUUCCCGGCCGCAAGGAGAAGACUGGUAAAGGUAGGGAUUCCAAGGGUGUUGGUAAUCUGCAUAUGGAAAGCAGGGCACAGAGAACGAGGGAAGAGAGCUCCGAGGAUGAGAGUGAAGUUUCCGACAUGCUGAAGAGUGGUAGAUCCAAGCAGUUCUAUAACCAGACUUACGGAGGAGGCAGAAGGCCUAGACUGGAGAGGGGUUAUUCCAGCAGAGGAGGAUACCAGUUCCAAAGAAAUGAGGAGGCCUGGAAAGGACCACCUGGCAGAAGCAGAGAUGACAGCUACCAGUAUCAGCGAAACUUCAGAGGGCAGCCAUUCAGGAACGACAGGAGAAGGGCAGCACUCGGAGAUAAUCAGAGGGGGCAGCAAGCAUAGAGUGAGUGGAUAAUUGAGAAAUUUGAAAUGCAAAAUAUAAUUUAAAGUAGCAGUUUAAAAUCUUAAUUUCUUUUUAGUCAAGUUCAAGGAUAUGUUGAACUUUUCGUGAGUGAAGACUAGGAGGACGUGAAGUCUUAACAUAGGGUUUUUGGGGGUUUGUUUGGCUUAGCAGUUUUUCCUCAAUGUCAAAUUAGAAAAAAAACCAAUCUAGGUUUAGUGUUUUGGUAAUUUUUUUCCCCACAAAGGUUUGCGUUUGUGAUAGAAGAUGGGUAUGUAUGUUUACUAGAGUGACAAAUUAUAGCAUUUGACGUGAUUUAGAUUAUAAAAUUGACGAUAAUAUUGCACCAAAUAUAAAUGUAUAUUUUAUCAUACAAUGCCUUAGUUCUGAACUGAGCUAAAGGAAUUCUCAGCCUACUGCACUGUUGUCUCUGAUGCUUCCAACCCAAAGGCCUUUCAUCUCAAAAAGAAAAAAUAUCUGUCAAACUUGAAUGUUUCUCUUGUGUAUUACACAUAUGGCAGCCAGCUAACCCUGUGUCUUAGGUAUGUUGUAUAUAGUUCUUUUCAUAAUCAUAGGGUAUAUUUUUGAAAUUUAAAAAGCAUUUAUUUGGUGAAAUCAAAAUCAAGACAAGCAGUCAAGAAAUACCUGUGUAUGAACUGAUAAGAAUGGCUGUUUCCACCAUGGAUUCUUCUUAAAGCUGGUAUGACUAGAAUGGUGCCUAUACCAACUGAAUAAUUACAAAGACAAUAAAAAUGUAGAUGCUAUGCAUUUCCAAAAUAAUUCUGCAUCUGUUAUAAUAGCAGAAGUUUUUUUAAUGCCACUUUAACACUAAUGCACUGACAAAUCCUAGAUAUUUUGUGAGGAGAUGCAUAAAGUACGUGUUACGUUUUUUAAGUUUGUACGAUUGAGCUACUGUUCAGUAUUCCUUUGUUGUUGCACUGUUGAUGUUUUGCAUGUACAGCUCCUUGCUGGAACUACUUUAAAAAGCAAGGUGGGGAGUCUCUGUGUGCUCUGCUCUUCCCUACAAUUCAGAAGAAAGUGGCUUCUGCCUUAUAUUUUUACACUGUGUCAGAGUUCUGAUGCUGUUUCUUCUGACCCCGAUUACAAUCUCUGCAGUGUUCCUGUUGCCUUUGCCAUUUGGAUGUUCAGCUGUCCAGACCUGGAGAGUGCAGUGUGCACAGUAUUCACUCAGCUCUGUUGCUCUGUAAAAUUUACCUGUUGUGUAUAUUUUUAUAUCUCUGUAUACAGUAGCAUAGGUGAUGGUACCCCUUCAUUCGUGUCUGAGAUUGUGCACCCUUGGUGAGGAAACCAGAGUGAUAGUUACAUGAUAAAGAGUUUGUUUUCAGAUGCAUGCUGUGUAUAAACCCCUAAUUAAAAUAAACGUUUGUCUUUUCACUUUCUUUCUA